Papaver somniferum (opium poppy) is the source of this 2414-nucleotide messenger RNA. Its product is annotated as hydroxyproline O-galactosyltransferase GALT6-like. The transcript is spliced from 7 exons. The record is from RefSeq and is a predicted model, not a curated record. Bases 149 to 2191 code for a protein of 680 amino acids. Gene Ontology annotation, molecular function: carbohydrate binding; galactosyltransferase activity. NCBI's taxonomy places the organism in Eukaryota, Viridiplantae, Streptophyta, Magnoliopsida, Ranunculales, Papaveraceae. Gene Ontology annotation, cellular component: Golgi membrane.
UACUUCCAUUUUCUUGAUUUAGUGCUAGGGUUUGUGGGAGAGAAUCCAAUUCCAACCCAAAAUUUCAUAUAAUUCUGGAGUGGUGGAAUUCCAAACUUUUUGUUUUCAGGGUUCAGGGAAUUCGAAAGCUUCGAUUUGAUUUUUAGGGAUGAAGAAAUCGAAUGAUAAAUUCGUUUCAUUGAGUAAACAAAGAUCAGUACUAGUUUUAUUCUGUAUAGGGUUUGUAUAUUUACUGUUAAUGAGUUUAGAAAUUCCAUUGUUUCUCAAAACAGCAACUAGUUUAUCUUCAUUACCAUCUGAGCUGAAUAAUAAUAUUAAUGGAUUUCUUCCAUUUCAGCUUGACAGUGAAGAAGAAUUACAAAACAAAGAAUCCCCAAUUAAACCUAAAGAUCAUAUUCCCUUUAGGGUUGCUCAAAAAACAUCUUUUCACCUAAUUCAACAGCAGCAGCAGCCAAAGAGAAAGUUGAAGAAUGAAUAUAAAACAAUAUCAGGUUUGAUUUUUCAAGAGAAUUCUUUCAAUACUAGUGGUGGUAAAGAUGGGUUUUCAGAGUUACAGAAAUCUGCAAAACAUGCAUGGGAAGUAGGGAGGAAGUUCUGGGAAGAGGUUGAAUCAGGGAAAAUUGAGGAGAAUAUUGGAUUAGAAAAGAAGAAUAGAUCCGAAUUAUCAUCAUGCCCACAUUCAAUUACACUAACAGGAAGUGAAUUUGGGGAAAAGGGUAAGCUGUUGGUGUUACCAUGUGGGUUAACAUUAGGAUCACAUAUUACACUUGUGGGUAGACCAUAUGAUGCUCAUUCUGAACAUAACCCAAAGAUUGCACUUGUCAAAGAUGGGUCUGAUUCUGUGUUGGUUUCACAGUUUAUGAUGGAAUUAAAAGGUUUGAAAACUGUGGAUGGGGAAGAUCCACCUAGGAUUUUGCAUUUUAAUCCUAGGCUUAAAGGAGAUUGGAGUGGUAAACCUGUAAUUGAGCAGAAUACUUGUUAUAGGAUGCAAUGGAAUACUGCUCUUAGGUGUGAAGGUUGGAAAUCAAAAGCUGAUGAAGAAACUGUUGAUGGGCAGGUUAAGUGUGAGAAGUGGAUUCGAGAUGACGGCAAUCGAUCAGAGGAAUCAAAGGCGAAAUGGUGGUUAAAUAGGUUGAUUGGUCGAACAAAGAAGGUUACUGUUGAUUGGGCAUUCCCAUUUGAAGAGAAGAAGUUGUUUGUGCUUACCCUUAGUGCUGGCUUAGAAGGUUAUCAUGUCCAUGUUGACGGGAGGCAUGUAACCUCUUUCCCUUACCGCACCGGAUUUGUUCUUGAGGAUGCUACUGGUUUAUCACUGAAUGGGGAUAUUGAAGUGCAUUCCAUUUUUGCGGCUUCCUUACCAACAUCGCAUCCAAGUUUUGAACCACAGAGGCAUCUAGAGAUGUCUAGUGCUUGGCAAGCCCCACCUCUUCCUGAUGGACCCGUGGAACUUUUCAUUGGUAUCCUUUCUGCUGGAAACCAUUUCGCAGAGAGGAUGGCUGUGAGGAAGUCAUGGAUGCAGUCUAAACUGAUCAAAUCAGCAGAUGUGGUUGCUCGGUUCUUUGUAGCACUGAAUGGAAGAAAGGAAGUGAAUGUAGAGCUAAAGAAAGAAGCAGAAUUCUUUGGUGAUAUUGUCAUUGUCCCCUUUAUGGACAGUUAUGACCUUGUCGUUUUGAAGACUGUUGCAAUUUGUGAAUAUGGGGUUCGUGAAGUUUCUGCAAAAUAUGUUAUGAAGUGCGACGAUGAUACAUUUGUAAGGGUGGAUGCAGUACUCAAAGAGGCAAAGAAAGUGCCCGAGAAUAAGAGCCUCUAUGUGGGUAACAUGAAUUAUUUCCACAAGCCUUUGCGUGAUGGUAAAUGGGCAGUGACUUAUGAGGAAUGGCCAGAAGAAGCAUAUCCAGCAUACGCAAAUGGACCAGGCUACAUAGUGUCAUCUGACAUUGCACAAUUCAUCGUAUCUGAUUUUGAGAAACACAAGCUAAGACUCUUCAAGAUGGAAGAUGUGAGCAUGGGAAUGUGGGUGGAAGAGUUCAGCAACAAGAUCCAGGUGGAAUAUCGACAUAGCCUGAGGUUUUGUCAGUUUGGAUGUAUCGAAGAUUAUUUGACAUCACAUUAUCAAUCACCAAGACAGAUGAUAUGCAUGUGGGAGAAGUUACAGAAGAAGGGAAAACCUCAGUGCUGCAACAUGAGAUGACAACAACGGACCUUCGUAUUCAUAGAGAGAUAGGAGACAUAAUUUUACAUGGAUAUAGCGAGUCUUGUUUGGGCCGUUUUAGCGGUAGUCUGUACAUUUUCCCUUUCACUUGUAGUAUUAUGGGGAAGAAGUGGACACUAAAAGAAUUACUAAUUCAGUAACCAUUUUUUGAUAUCGUUUAUGCAAAGCGAUUUUAUUAAAUAAAAACCCCGGUUUUUCAAAA